GAGUCACUUGUGAAAAAUCAGUCAUCGCGAGCAGUUCGACUAAGGAAAACCCGCUGGCACCACAAACCGUAACCACUUAUCAAACAAAAACAAAUAACAGCUGGCCAGCAACGCGAAGCGCGUGUGCAAAACGAAACGAGAAAACAUACACACAAAAAAAAGCACAAGAUAUAAGAGAUACACAAAAAGAGAAGCAGUGGAAAAUUUUGGGCACCAAACACAGCCGAAGCUUUUACGUCAAACUAAACCCCUCCAAAAAGAAAUCACAACGUGUUCGCCGGUCACGAUGAGCGGUUCCGUAUUGAGUUUGGCGCGUCCUGCAGCAGCCACAAAUGGCCAUAAUCUGCUGGCCAAGCAGCUGAAUUGCAAUGGCAAUGGCACCACCGGUGGGGCGGCCAAAACCACUGUGGCCUCGGCCAUAACGCCGCCCAAACAGCCACAAUUGGCGGCCAAGGUCAUCCAGCAGUCGCAGAUCGUCUGUUUCGAUGUGGACUCCACGGUGAUUUGCGAGGAGGGCAUCGACGAACUGGCCGAAUAUUGCGGCAAGGGUAGCGAGGUGGCCCGCGUCACCAAGGAGGCGAUGGGCGGUGCCAUGACCUUCCAGGAUGCCCUCAAAAUCCGCUUGAACAUCAUCAGGCCCACACAGCAGCAAGUGAAGGAUUUCAUUCAAGAGCGACCCAGUACACUGAGCAAAAACGUCAAGCGUUUCGUGAGCCACUUGAAGGCGGAGGGCAAACAGGUUUAUUUGAUAUCCGGUGGAUUCGAUUGCCUAAUUGCGCCCGUGGCAAAUGAAUUGGGUAUUCCCCUGAAAAACGUCUAUGCCAACAAGAUGCUCUUUGAUUAUCUGGGCGAAUACGAUAGCUUUGAUAUCAGCCAGCCGACAUCGCGUUCCGGCGGAAAGGCAGAGGCCAUCGCCCUGAUAAGGAAGGAGAAUAACGACGAUGCCCUAAUCACCAUGAUCGGCGAUGGAGCCACCGAUCUGGAGGCCGUACCGCCAGCCAACUACUUUAUAGGUUUCGGUGGCAAUGUCGUGCGACCGGAGGUCUAUCGCCGGGCCCAGUAUUACGUAACGGACUUUGAGCAGCUGAUGGGGCAGUGAGAUACGUAUACGUAAGACGGUGGGGGGGGUGGCGAAUUUAGUAUUUGAAAUCAACGUGUUAUAGCUCAUAGUGAUGCACAGCUUUUUGUCCAAGUAUGUGUGUAAUAAUAUGUACGUUAGUUCGUAGGCAAACAAGAAUAAAAAGCGAUAGUAAAAUAAUGGAAAACGAACAAGUGAAAUCAACUUUGUUACUGUUAACUUUACAGAAAAUGUUAAGCGCGCACGAAGCAGCAGAAGUUGUAAAAAUACAGGGUGCGCCUUUAUGUUAAUGAACAGUUCAGGCUUAAGCAUUCAACUGUAAGCAAGUUACAUUUAGAAUAAAGAAAUUUCAUGCACAUAAAAAAUAUUA
This is a messenger RNA of Drosophila teissieri, 1448 nucleotides long. RefSeq names its product phosphoserine phosphatase (gene aay). Gene Ontology annotation, cellular component: cytoplasm. The coding region runs from base 287 to 1099 and encodes 270 amino acids. Gene Ontology annotation, biological process: L-serine biosynthetic process; dephosphorylation. The record is from RefSeq and is a predicted model, not a curated record. The transcript has a single exon. Gene Ontology annotation, molecular function: L-phosphoserine phosphatase activity; magnesium ion binding. Lineage: Eukaryota; Metazoa; Arthropoda; Insecta; Diptera; Drosophilidae.